Messenger RNA from Triticum aestivum (bread wheat), 1773 nucleotides. RefSeq names its product 52 kDa repressor of the inhibitor of the protein kinase. The transcript is spliced from 6 exons. The record is from RefSeq and is a predicted model, not a curated record. Bases 1 to 1773 code for a protein of 590 amino acids. NCBI's taxonomy places the organism in Eukaryota, Viridiplantae, Streptophyta, Magnoliopsida, Poales, Poaceae. Gene Ontology annotation, molecular function: protein dimerization activity.
AUGUCAGGUAGUAAGAGUAUAAUGGAGCGUUUUCUGAAUUUGAAAAGAAAAUCACCACCACCCACAAGCAAUGAUCCUAGUCAUGAUGAAAGUCCAUCAAACCCGGAAAGACUUCGUGACCAUGUGGGCAAAUCUCCUAAUAGUUUUCAUAAUACGACAGUCAAAAGAUGUGAUAAUUUGCUGAAACAAGGUCUAGCAUUCCGUGGUCAUGAUGAAUCAGAAGAGUCUAAGAACAAAGGAAAUUUUCGAGAGUUAUCAAUUCUUUUGGCAGAGCAAAAUGAGAACACAAAGAGAGUUGUGUUAAGAGAUGCGCCUGGAAAUAAUAAACUGAUAGCUCCAGAAAUUCAGAAGGACAUUGCUGAAUGCUAUGCAGAGAUCAUAGUCAAAUCUAUUGUUGCUGAAAUUGGUGGUGGAGUUUUCUGUUUAUUGGUUGAUGAGUCCGCAGAUGUUUCAGGCAAGGAACAAAUGGCUGUAGUUUUGCGGUAUGUCGACGAGUUCGGAGCAGUCCAAGAAAGACUUAUUGGUGUUGUUCAUGUGAAUGAGACAUCUGCUUCAUGUCUCAAAUCCGGCAUUGAUCAGUUGUUCAAGAAGUAUGGAUUGAACGUAAAACAAGUUCGAGGCCAAGGGUACGACGGGGCUAGCAACAUGAGAGCUUCUUGUAAACGAAAAGACUUGAUUAGGGAGAGUCAGCAAGAAAGAGUGAAGAAAGGUAUUGGUUGUGGACAACUUAGUACUGGAACGGGAUUAAAUCAAGAGCUAUCACUUCAAAGAGCUGGAGACACUCGUUGGGGUUCUCACUAUAAAACUCUUCGGAGCAUACUUAACUUGUUCCCAGAUGUUAUUGAAGUACUCAAGUAUGUUGAAAAAGAUGGGCCAAGUGAUGCAAAGAAGCGUCAAGCUCGUGGUCUUUUAGAUUAUGUUACUGAUUUUGACUUCGUGUUUCAUCUACACUUGAUGUUUCUUAUCUUGGGACAUGCAAAUGCUUUAUCUCUAUCUUUACAGAGGAAAGAUAAGGACAUCUUGGAGGCUAUGGUAGAGGUGAAGUUAACCAAGCAAAAAUUUCAGAAAAUCAGAGAUGACGGUUGGGAGUCUCUAUUGGAGAGAACUCACUCAUUUUGUGAGCUGUAUGAUAUUCCUAAGUUGGAUAUGGAAGAAGAGUAUAUAGACCGGCAUAAACCAAGGAAAAAAACCAACCACACUAACUAUCAGCACUACAGAUAUGAUUGCCUCAAUCCUGUUAUUGACUUGCAGCUUGCAGAGUUCAAUGAUCGUUUUAAUGAAGUAAAUUCGAGCCUUCUUACCCGAAUGGCUGCAUUCUGUCCAAAAGAUUCCUUUGAAGCUUUCGAUGUUGAGAGCUUAGUUGAUUUGGCUAAGUCCUAUCCAGAUGAUUUUGAUUCUAUCCAGUUGAAGGAACUUGCUCAUGAGCUUCCUUUCUACAUUGAUAAUGUGCGAGCAGACGAAAGAUUUACAGGCCUGAAAACUAUUUCUGAACUUGGUAAGCUGAUGGUUAGUACAAAUAAGCAUCUUGCUUUUCCUUUGGUCUAUCAGCUCCUGAAGCUAGUAUUAGUGCUGCCUGUCGCAACUGCAUCAGUGGAGAGAUGUUUCUCUGGAAUGAAAAUAGUGAAGACUGUGCUACGUAAUCGCAUUGGUGAUGAUUUCAUGAACUACUGUAUCAUUUGUUUCUUGGAGCAAAGACUUCUAUAUUCAACUUCACGUAAGGAUGUAAUAGAUUACUUUUUGAAGAUGAAAGAACAUAGAGGUCAAGAAAAAUAG